Molecule: messenger RNA, 1744 nt
Organism: Nicotiana tabacum (common tobacco)
Lineage: Eukaryota; Viridiplantae; Streptophyta; Magnoliopsida; Solanales; Solanaceae
Product: tRNA (guanine(26)-N(2))-dimethyltransferase
Biological process (GO): tRNA N2-guanine methylation
Cellular component (GO): nucleus
Molecular function (GO): RNA binding; tRNA (guanine) methyltransferase activity
Source: RefSeq, a predicted model, not a curated record
AGAGAUUUUCUUAAAAUUAUAAAAAUAGGAUAGAUUCUUAUAACAUGUUCAUGGACAAAAUCGCACUCGGCCACUUCCCGCCAUGUCAUCUCUUUCUCUCAAACCGCUAUCCUUUUCUACCUACAACUCCCUUAACCCAAAACGGAACCUUCCACCGCACUGUAAAUCACACUACCAAACGGAACGGGGCCACCAAUUUGAUGUCGGCGACACCUUCUUCCGCCGCGAGAGCACCACCGCCCGUGACCUCGGUGUGCUCUCCGCAGCCCUCUACCGUAAUACCGCCGGCAGCCUCCGUGUUCUCGACGCCAUGUGCGGCUGUGGAAUUCGUUCUCUUCGGUACUUAGCAGAAGCCGAGGCCGAUUUCGUAGUGGCAAACGAUGCAAAUGUCGAUUACAGGGAGGUUAUUUUGGGAAAUCUCUCCUCUGUUUCAAGUAGUUAUAGAUGGGAAGUUAAUCAUUUGCCUGCGACUAGGUUACUGGCUGAGUGUUACGUGCGAAAGGACUAUUUUGACCUUAUUGAUGUGGAUUCUUUUGGGAGCGGUUCCAGUUACUUACGAGUUGCUUUGGAUGCUGUUAAAUUGGGUGGCUUGUUAUACAUUACCUCCACUGAUGGGCUUUCUUCUGGUGGUCAUAGGCCUCAACAGUCUUUAGCUGCCUAUGGAGCAUAUGUUCAACCUUUGCCAUACUGUAAUGAGAUAGGUCUCCGGAUGCUUAUAGGCGGGGCUGUUAGAGAGGCUUCAGUGCUUGGUUAUCAUGUUGUUCCACUUUUCUCUUACUACUCAUAUCAUGGGCCUGUGUUUAGAGUGUUGCUACAAGUCAAGCGUGGAAAGUCUCCUUCUAGCAGGUAUUAUAGUUUUAUCAGCUAUUGCAACCAAUGUGGAAAUUCUCAAGCAUUUUCCUGGAAUGAACUUGGUGAGAUCAGCUGCCCUUGUAGUACAAAUGUUUCACAUUCACUUAUGGUUUCAGGACCCCUCUGGACUGGGCCUCUUCACAAUGCUCACCAUCUAACAGAAAUAAUGAGUUUGGCUGAGCAGUGGGGAUGGCUUGGUGAUGGCGAAGGAAAAAAUCUAGAAAAACUAUUGAAACUUAUGAUUGACGAGAGUGACCCCAAAUUGCCAGUGGGAUACCUCAAUGCAGACGAGAUAGCAAGUCGUGGUAAACUUGAUUUGCCUCCCCUGAGUACGAUAAUGAAAAGCCUGCACGAGGAAGGCUAUGCUGCUAGCAGAUCACAUAUUGCCUCAAAUGCGAUUAAAACAGACUGCCCGAUGGUUGAAUGUGUUAGAAUCAUGAAGCAACUCCAACAGCCUGCUGAAGUGGGUUCAUGCCAUUAAAGUUCAUGGAUGCUGCAGUACGUGUCAAAAGAGUUGUCAAUACUGUUGUAAAAGGCUUUAAAUCAGUUUUUCAAAAUGAAGAACCACACAAAACUCAGUAGUUGCUAUCACAAAAAAACUAAGGCUUUAAUCGCAUGCUGUUGUAGCAACUACUGAGUUUUCUUGGAGUUCUCUAAUGCUGACGGAAGUUGAAUCAAAGACCUGUUACACUGAUUUUCUUGACCCAGAAGAACAUGGACAUCGUGGAUGGUAUUCACUGCCCCUUGUGAUGAAGGAUCAAGAUUGCUACCUAAAGGAGAAAAAAAUUGAAUUGCGUUGGAAACACUAGAUGUGGAAAUUUUACAGCAGAUUUAAGACUUAUCAAUUCUGACAUCCUCAAUCACAAUAGUAAAUUGUUCAGUUUCACUUUCA